This is a messenger RNA of Entamoeba histolytica HM-1:IMSS, 987 nucleotides long. RefSeq lists its product as uncharacterized. The record is from RefSeq and is a predicted model, not a curated record. The transcript has a single exon. Bases 1 to 987 code for a protein of 328 amino acids. Lineage: Eukaryota; Evosea; Mastigamoebida; Endamoebidae.
AUGAAAACACUUCAUCAUUUGAUUACUGAUGAUAUUGAUGACAAUGAUUACUUAAGAAUUAUAUUUGACAUUUCACAUUCCUUUCAACGUGAAGAACUUGUAAUUGUUCCACGAACAAAAGGUGGAUUUUCAUAUGGGUAUGUUGAUUCAAUGAAACAAGAAAACCGAUGUCCAUUCAAUUAUAGUUAUGAACACAACUCAGUAUUUUGGACAAUUAAGUUUUAUCACACUGAUACAAAAACAUCUCGUAAAACAUUACCUGCAUCAAAAAUAGGUAAAUUAUCAAGUGUUCCAAGAAAACCAAAUGGUGAUGAGGGAGAGCUUAGCCCAGAAGAAUAUAGACAUGUAGUAUAUGAUGAAGAAGCUGUUCUUCAAUCAACAACUGUUGUUUGUCCAAGUAUUAAUGGUGGAUUAAUCUAUUGUAUUGGUGUUUUACCUAAACCAAUUAAAUGUAAAUGUGGAGAUCAUAUGGUUGAUGGAUUAAUUGUUGAGAAUGGAAUCCAAGAAAUGGCAUUUCCCUUAAGUGCUGUUGGGGUUAUACUUACUGACGAUUUAAGAAAACGAAUUAUUAUUGAUGGUGCUAAUGUUGCUUAUUAUAAAAGCCAAGGAAAUACAUUUGAAAUUACUCUUCUUCUUAAUGCCAUUGAUUAUUAUGAGAAGAAAAAUUAUGAGGUGACAACCAUUCUUGAUUCAAGAGUCUUACAAACUCUUAAGAAACAAAACACAACUCCUCCAAAUAAAAGCUUAAAUAAACUAAUUAAAAAAAAAAUAGUUACAUCAACAAAUAUUUCUACAAGUAAUUAUAGCAUUGAAUAUGCCAUGUCAAAACAUGCUGUUAUUUUAUUAAAUGAAAACCCUCACGAUAAAGUAUCUUCUACAAACCAAAAAGCAGAAAUUGAUGAAUGGUUAAAAAUUCAUCAAAUUUCAUUUGUGUUUGAUAAUGAUUUAUUUAUUCCAAAUCCUGAUUUUAAAUAUCCAUUUAACUGA